AUGGACUGAGGGCUCCCAAUGGCCUCACCGGGACAACCCUGCACCGACCUGCGGGUCUGGAACCAGACACAGCAGGAACCUGUGGCCCAUCACUUGCUCAGCCUGUGCUUCCUGAGAACAACUGGGAGCUGGGCGCCCCCCAUGUACCUCUGGGUCCUCGGCCCCAUCUACCUUUUCUACAUUCAUCGCCAUGGCAGGUGCUACCCGAUGUCCUACCUCUUCAAAGUCAAAAUGGUGCUUGGCUUCGCCCUCAUACUCCUACACACCUUCAACGUGGCCAUGCCCCUGUGGAGGAUCCACCAGGGGAUGCCCCAGGCACCAGAGCUUCUCAUUCACCCUACCGUGUGGCUCACCACCAUGAGCUUUGCCACCUUCCUGAUUCACAUGGAGAGAAAGAAGGGAGUUCGGGCUUCCGGGGUGUUAUUUGGAUACUGGCUGCUCUGCUGUCUCUUGCCAGCUAUCAAUGCGGCCCAGCAGGCCACUGCAGGGAACUUCCACCAUGAGCCCCUCCACCCCUUGGCCACCUACCUGUGCUUGUUCCUGGUGGUGGCAGAGUUCAUGCUGUCCUGUCUGGUGGACCAGCCCCCCUUCUUCUCAGAAGACUCCCAGCCAUUGAAUCCAUGUCCAGAGACGGAGGCCUCGUUUCCCUCCAAGGCCAUGUUCUGGUGGGCUUCUGGGCUGCUGUGGAGGGGCUACAGGAAGCUGCUGGGACCAAAAGACCUCUGGUCACUUGGAAGAGAAAACUCUUCAGAGGAACUCGUUUCCCAGCUGGAGAGGGAAUGGAGGAGGAACUGCGGUGUGCUGCUGGGGCACUCCAAGUUGUUUAAGAGCAAAGGACUCAGUGCUGCUGCAGCCCCUGAGACAGAGGCCUUCCUGCAGCCAGAGAGGAGCCCGCGGGGCCCGCUGCUCAGGGCUAUCUGGCAUGUGUUCCAAUCCACUUUCCUGCUGGGGACCAUCAGCCUGGUCAUCAGUGACGCCUUCAGGUUCGCUGUCCCCAAGCUCCUCAGCCUAUUCCUGGAGUUCAUGGGCGAUCAUGACUCCUCAGCGUGGAUGGGCUGGCUCCUGGCUGUGCUGAUGUUCUUGUCAGCCUGCCUACAGACCCUGUUUGAGCAGCAGCACAUGUACAGGGUCAAGGUCCUGCAGAUGAGGCUGCGAACAGCCAUCACCGGUCUGGUGUACAGAAAGGUCCUGGUUCUGUCCAGUGGUUCCAGAAAGUCCAGCGCAGCAGGGGACGUGGUCAACCUGGUGUCAGUGGACAUCCAGCGGCUGACGGAGAGCUUCCUCUACCUCAAUGCUCUGUGGCUGCUCUUCCUCUGGAUCAGCAUCUGCUUUGUCUACCUGUGGCAGCUCCUUGGACCCUCUGCCCUCACAGCCAUUGCCGUCUUCCUGAGCCUCCUCCCUCUGAAUUUCUUCAUUACCAAGAAAAGGAGCUACCAUCAGGAAGAACAGGUGAGGCAGAAAGCCUCCCGAGCAUGGCUCACCAGCUCCAUACUCAGAACUGUAAGAACCAUCAAGUCCCAUGACUGGGAGCAAGCCUUCCUUGAGAGACUCCUCCAUAUCCGGGGCCAGGAACUAGGCGCCCUGAAGAUUUUCACCCUCCUCUUCUCUGUGUCUCUCGUGUCCUUCCAAGUGUCUACAUUUCUGGUGGCGCUGGUUGUGUUUGCUGUCCACACCCUGGUGGCAGAGGACAAUGCCAUGGAUGCAGAGAAGGCUUUUGUGACCCUCACAGUGCUCAGCAUCCUUAACAAAGCCCAGGCCUUCCUGCCCUUCUCUGUACACUGCAUUGUUCAGGCUCGAGUGUCCUUCGACCGGCUGGCUGCCUUCCUAUGUCUGGAAGAAAUAGACCCCAAUGGCAUAGACUCAAGUCCCUCCAGAUGCUCCUCAAAAGAUCGAAUCUCUGUACACAACGGCACUUUUGCUUGGUCCCAGGAGAGCCCUCCCUGCCUGCACGGGAUCAACCUCACCGUGCCCCAGGGCUGUCUGCUGGCUGUUGUGGGCCCAGUGGGGGCUGGGAAGUCCUCCCUGCUGUCUGCCCUGCUCCGGGAGCUGUUGAAGGUAGAAGGGUCUGUGAGCAUUGAGGGUUCCGUGGCCUAUGUGCCCCAGGAGGCCUGAGUCCAGAAUACCUCAGUGGUGGAGAAUGUGUGCUUCAGGCAGGAGCUGGACCUGCCCUGGUUGCAGAAAGUUCUGGAAGCCUGUGCUCUGGAGUCUGAUGUGGCCAGCUUCCCUGCAGGAGUCCACAGCCCAAUAGGGGAGCAGGGCAUGAAUCUUUCUGGGGGCCAGAAGCAGCGACUGAGCUUGGCUCGGGCUGUGUACAGAAAGCCUGCUGUGUACCUUCUGGAUGAUCCCCUGGCGGCCCUGGAUGCCCAUGUCAGCCAGCGUGUCUUCAAACAGGUCAUUGGACCCGGUGGACUCCUCCAGGGUACGACUCAGAUCCUUGUGACUCACACGCUACACGUCCUGCCCCCUGACCAGAUCUUGGUGCUGGUCAAUGGGGCCAUCGCAGAGAUGGGCUCUUACCAGGACCUUCUGAACAGAAACGGAGCCCUAGUGGGACUUCUGGAUGGAGCCAGACAGCACGCAGGAGGAGGAGAAGGUACACAUGCUGAGGCUGCCAGUGAUGACCUUGGAGGUUUUCUUGGAAGUGGGAGGCCCAAGAGCAGACCAGAAAGGCUCAGGCCCAUCGAGUCAGCCGCUAUGAAGGACAGAACCACUUCAGAGGCACAGACAGAGCCUUCUCUGGAUGACCCUAAGGGGACAGGAUUGACAACAGAAGAGGACAGCGUGCAGUAUGGCCGGGUGAAGACCACCACGUACCUGAGCUACCUGAAGGCGGUGGGCACACCCCUGUGCACCUACACCCUGUUUCUCUUCUUCUGCCAGCAAGUGGCGUCCUUCUGCCAGGGCUACUGGCUGAGCCUCUGGGCUGAUGACCCGGUCGUGGACGGACGGCAGAAGCAUGCAGCCCUGCGUGGCUGGGUCUUUGGACUCCUGGGCUGUCUCCAAGGUACCCUAUGUCACGCCCUCCCUCCGCCGUCCGCUUUCCUGUGCGAGUCGCCGGACGCGCCGCCCAGCCCGUCCGCCUGUCCGCCCGCCCGCAGCCCGGCGCCGGGCCGGGGCCUCGGGCCAGGACGCGUUUGUGGGCGGCUGGCCUCGGGGUGGGCUAGGGGCGCGCGGCACGAGCGGCGGGAGGGUCGGGGGUCGCGGGCCUCGCUGGGGCCGCGAGUGCGGGCAGAGGCGGGCGGCGCGGCGGGGGCGGGCGGCGCGUUCCGGGCGGGCGGGGAGUGCGAGAAGCCGAUCGGGGCUGCGCGGGGAGAGAGGCCUGGGGGCCACCCUCCGGGGGCGCCGGGGCCGCCGCCGCCGCCGCCGCGGCAGCAGCGACUGAAGCCGCGCAGCGAGGAGGGGCGGGGAGUGGCCGCCGCCGUCCCCGGGAGGCGCCGGAGCCCGACUGCACUCGCAGCCAGCCAGCCGUCCCGAGCCGCUCACAGGUCACCUCUGACCCUGUUUUCCUAA
Molecule: messenger RNA, 3510 nt
Organism: Chionomys nivalis (European snow vole)
Lineage: Eukaryota; Metazoa; Chordata; Mammalia; Rodentia; Cricetidae
Product: ATP-binding cassette sub-family C member 6-like
Biological process (GO): transmembrane transport
Cellular component (GO): membrane
Molecular function (GO): ATP hydrolysis activity; ABC-type transporter activity; ATP binding
Source: RefSeq, a predicted model, not a curated record